AAGCCCAGAAUGUCCGGAUAAAUGGCCUGGCGUAUCCGUUGACUACGACUGUACUGUCUGUCUGUAUCCAUGUCCAUGAUGAUCAACGUGGAGAAGAGUGCGAUCGUUGUGGACGUCGGGAGUCGGUACUUGAAAUGCGGAAUGUCUGGGGAGAGGAGCCCCCGCGUCGUCUUGCGGUGGGAGGUGGGUCGAGAUUGUCUCUGUAGGGUCCAACAUACAUGUCCAUGCGGCAGGUGGCCGAGAUGUUGCUCACCCAGCCGCCCUUGUCCAAGCAAGCGUGGCUCCAAUACAUUGGCAAGCAGCUGUACGACGUUUGCUACAAACAUCUCCGCGUCGCCCCCAAGAAUCGCCGGGUGGUCCUGUGCGAAGAUCUGUUGUUUCCGCGCAACUUCCGCGAAGCGUUGGUCGAUGCGGUCGUCAACGUUCUCAAGGCCAAACACGUUCGACUCCUUCCAGCGAUGACCACAGCGCUGUAUGCCACGUGCCACCGCACCGCCUUGAUCGUCGAUGCAGGCUGGCACGAAACUCGCAUCUUGCCAGUGUUUGAACGACACCCGCUUCUUCAUGCGUACACCACCACGAGCGUCGGUUCACGUGCAUGUUGCGCCGCCAUCUCCAACGAACUACCCCUUGUCCGAUCCGCCGAAGACGUUCUGGAGCGAGCAUGCUUUGUGGCGACCCCUUCUUCAUCCGACGUGGUGGCCAAACCCGCCAACUUUUAUGCGUUUACUCGUCACGCGUUCACAGUACCAGCCAGCACUCGAAGCCACGUUGUCGAGUCUCUCUUCCAAGGCAACGAACAUGUAAGCAUCCCAGACGCCAUUCAAGAAUGCGUGGCCAAGUGUCCAGUGGACACCCGCCGCGCCCUUCUUGCCAACAUUGUGUGCAUCGGCGGCACGUCCAUGCUUCCAGGGUUUGUGGCCCGGCUAGCGUCCGAGCUCGCGCCUUCCCACGGUCGCAUUGCUUCGACUUUGUUUCCGCCUCACUUUAUGACAUGGAUCGGCGCGUCUAUCUAUGGCUCCACGAACACCGCCCUCGUCGACCCCCCCACCUCUCCCUCCUCUUCGACCGACGACUGGAUGAACAUUGCCGUAGCUUAACCCAUUGUUAUUACCACCUUCUUCUCC
This is a messenger RNA of Aphanomyces astaci, 1127 nucleotides long. RefSeq lists its product as hypothetical. NCBI's taxonomy places the organism in Eukaryota, Oomycota, Saprolegniomycetes, Saprolegniales, Verrucalvaceae. The transcript has 8 exons. The record is from RefSeq and is a predicted model, not a curated record. Gene Ontology annotation, biological process: microtubule-based movement. The coding region runs from base 219 to 1100 and encodes 293 amino acids.